Gigantopelta aegis is the source of this 3635-nucleotide messenger RNA. Its product is annotated as transmembrane protein 222-like. The coding region runs from base 15 to 596 and encodes 193 amino acids. NCBI's taxonomy places the organism in Eukaryota, Metazoa, Mollusca, Gastropoda, Neomphalida, Peltospiridae. The record is from RefSeq and is a predicted model, not a curated record. The transcript has 6 exons.
ACAAGUACCUGCAAAUGUCAUCUUCAGAUUUAAAAUCGGAGCGUACGACUAUCACAAUGAAGGACUCGCUUCCUUCAUACAGUGGAAACAACUUGAUAGACCACAAAAAAUGUAGAUAUCCGCAUUGCAUCGUGUGGACUCCAAUCCCUUGUUUAACGUGGCUGUUCCCGUUCAUUGGACACAUGGGCAUUGGCACCACAGCUGGUGUUAUCCGGGACUUCGCUGGGCCUUACUAUGUCUCAGAAGACAACAUGGGCUUUGGAGAUCCAACAAAAUAUUGGCAGCUGGAUGUUGAGAAGGUGAGAGGUGGGAAAGAUGGGUGGGAUGCUGCGGUGGCGAAAGCUUCGGACGAAUAUGGUCACCGGAUGCACAACCUUUGCUGUGACAACUGUCACUCACAUGUUGCCAUGGCACUGAACUUGAUGAAUUAUGGGAACAGUUCGUCGUGGAAUAUGAUUAAGCUGUGCUUUCUCAUGCUGAUAUUUGGCAGAUAUGUCGGAUUGUGUGCAUUCAUCAAGACGUGGCUGCCCUUCCUGAUUCUCGCCAUACUGAUCACGAUCACCGUCCUCGCUACACAGACGGACUUGAUCCAAUAGGAGCACAGUGUUUUAAACUCGUCUAUCGGUGUUGGGAACACACAUAUUUAUAAUUAUGUUACAUCUGUUAAUGUCCAGGACACACUUGUAUUUAUAAUUACGUUACAUCUGUCAGUGUCCAGAACACACAUAUGUAUCACGCAAGGGAACACGCUGGAAAGAAUUUUCUUUUAGCCAGUUUUCAGAUUUGUAGAAUAUUCUGAAAAUGAUUGAGACUAGUUUAAGGAAAAUUUUAGUAGUCGGAUACUAUUGUAAACUGAUGGCGAGUGUGUUCUGUAAUAUGAUUGGUAAACUGCAUUCUUUUUCUGGGAUCAAAUGAAAAUAACACCCGGAAAGCUAAUGACAUCAUUAGAAAGGGACGUCAUUAGCAACUGGAACAGGCCAAGUUGACAGUUCAAGGGUCGACAAUAACACCCACAAAUCUAAAAACUCCAUAUGGUUAUCUCCUAAAUAUUGUAGCCACUUUGUAUCAAAUUUAGCGAUUGUCUAAUUUGGCAGUGGGCAGGGUGAGCCGUGUUCUUGAUAUUCUAGAGCUGAAAUGAUGUAUGAUGAUACUGUGUUAUUAAGUGAUACACUGAUUUAGGGCAGCUGUAUCGUGAUAUAUUUCGAUAUGUACAUAUUUUAAUACAUUUGGAGCAAAAAGAUGACAUAAAUGAUAAAAAAUAUACAUACAUAUAUACGUUUAAAACAUGCCUGAAGAAAGAAUUGUUGUCAUGUCAAAUACAAGAUAUUUUCCUUUUGAAUUGUACUUAAAACUUAUAUCUAUGGAUAUGAAAAGUUAAGUACAUGUAUCAUGAUCCGUAUUGUCUCGUAACCCACAUUUUGGGAUACGUAUCCAGGUUAUUCAUUAUCUGUCAGAAUAGGAGGUUGUUGGAGAAAAGUGGCUGGCUAUUUUUACUGAAUGAAUGAAUGAACAAAAGGACGAACGAACGAAUGUUCAACAACACUGCAGAAUGAAAAAUACAUCGGCUGUUGUGCUAUAUUUCCUGAAUGCGUAGUUGUGCAUAUCCAGGGUGUUCAUAUCUUUGAAAAUCUGUUGGAGAAAAGUGGCUAUAUUUACUAAAUGAACGAUUGAACGAAUGUUUAAUGACACCCCAGAAUGAAAAAUACAUCGGCUAUUGGGUGUGCUAUAUUUAUACAGUGGCGCGUAUACAGGGUGUCCAUAUCUUUGAAAAUAGGAAGCUGUUUAAGAAAAGGGGAUGGCUAUAUUUACUGAAUGAAUGAAUGAAUAUUUAAUGACACCCCAGCACAAAAAAUACAUCAGUUAUUGGGUGUGUUAUAUUUCCUGAAUGCAUAGUUGAGCGUAUCCAGGGUGUUAACAUCAUUAAAAAUAGGAAGCUACUUAAGAUAAGGGGAUGGCUAUGUUUACUAAAUGAAUGAAUGUUUAACAACACCCCAGCAUGAAAACUACACUGGCCUUUUGGUGUGCUAUAUUUAUUCAAUGCAUAGAAGACUGGUAAUGGUAGGAAUAACUGACAGAAAUCACCGCCUGUCACCUACUAUUGAAUACACUUCAUAUCCUAUUGUUACCUACCUGUGUGAUUAUACCUAUACGAUACACCCAACCUGUGUUUAAAAAAAAGAAAGUUGUCAGCAUUGAGAAGUACUUCUCAGUGAUCUGUACAACACUGUUUACAGUGGAAUGCUGUUGAGGGUCUUCACUCUCAGUGUUGAGCAGUGCUGAGCUAGUACAACACGCCCCUAAUAUCAGUAUGCGAUUUUGGUUUAAAAAGUUUAAGUGUCAUAAGAACUCCCUGUUUACAAGUCUUUAGAGCCCGCCACCAACCCAGCAAGCCAUGCCGUGCAUCUCCAGUAGAACAGAAGAUACACUAAAUGUUUUGCAUGAAACCAUGGAAAAGAUCGCUAUUCAAGACUGUGUUUUCCCAGGAUUUUGAGAUAUAUGUUGACUGUGUCAUUUCUAAGAAUCAAUGUAAUUUGUACAAAUAACUUUUAUGAGCCAUGCGGCCUUGUACAUGUAUGCUAGCCAAGCUAGAGAGUCCUAUAUGAAUUUUGUGAGCCUCAGGCUCCCAGACUCCUCAAAAUUGCAUGCAGCCUAUACAGAUACACUUGGUAAUUCGGACUACAUAUAGGGGUAGGCCGGGGGGAGAGGACUGACACCUUGCUCAAUGCUUUUACUGCUGUUGUAAGUAACAGAGAAAAUAUUACAUGUAGUAUUAGAGUACAUUUAUGCAUUACGGAGCAGUCAUUUUCACACUAACGUAUAUGACAUAAGGCUGUCAAUUUUGAUAAUGUUUAUUUCAUUGGAUGGUAUGGCUGUGGCAAUUGGGUCAUCACCUAGGGCCAGCCAUUACAAUGUAUUUGAAUCAAUAACGUGUGUGAUCAUAAAUAACAUAUGGUGCAGGGCUUGAAAUACAUGUAUGAAGUAAAAUAUAGCUUGCUGUUAUUUUUUUUAAUAGCGUGACAAUAGAAAUAUAUCCUGCUAAGACAAAAUAUGAUCUGCUGAGAAUAUAGAUAGUAUGGGAUGAGGGAAGGGUUUGGGAUGGUGUGUGAAAACAAUAGGACCUCUGAGAAUAUAGACAGUAUGGGAUGAGGGAAGGGUUUGGGAUAGGACAUAGGACCUCUGAGAUGUAUUUUACUGCAGAAUCAUGAGCCAAUUAAUCAUGCAUGCAUUUUUCUCUUGAAAAAUGACCUGCAAUUUUGAUGGGGGUUGGUAGCAGGUGAAUUUCUAUUGUAUCUGCUAGGUCAAAAAUAUUGUCUUCUUUUUUGCCUUUCGCAGGCCGCUAUUUGAAGCCCUGCAAUGGGUGUGUAAGAAAUUAUGAUAUGUAUUGUGAUACAGGAUACCUAUGUCUCAAUAUGUCAUGAUACAAAGUUCUCACAAUUCCCAUCCUUGACAUAUAGGUGAGACAUAUUUACUACAUAAUUGUAAUUUGUAUUGCACACCAUUACAUUUGGACAUAUGGUUCACUUUGAAUACACACACACACACUCACACAUGUAUAUAUAGAGGUUAUUACCAGAGUUUUUCGGUAUCAUCAAUAUAUAUUAGGAAUAAAAAUUGUAUUAUGCGAGCAUAAUACA